AUGUCCUACACCGUGUCUCUAGGUCCGCAAUCCCCUGUUAGCCAGCAAUUAAAAGCAAUUAACUUUUUUGACACAAAUUCAAGUUCCUCGGCUAUCGUUGGCAUCCCCCUAUGGACACCACUUUUGCAGCUUGCCAUGCAGCCAAAUUUACAAAUUUCUGCUCCAUUGCAGUCAUUAAUCCUGAAAUUAGCCCAAAGACUGGAAGUUUUACAAGGAGUCACACGAGUACAGAACCUCCCACAAUAUUUAACACCUUUUACUGUUGAUUUAUUCUUAUAUAUCAUUACAUUAAUUCCAUCAACUGUUGAUGAGCAAAUGGUGAACGCUUUGUUCACUCUUUUAACAACACAAGCAGCAGAUAAGGCAGGCGCGUUACUUGCAAAGCUCAUUUUCUCACCAUCAACGCCAAAUGAAAUUUUAAUCAUGAUUAGCAAAGAAUUUCAAAUAAUUGUAGAAGGAUAUGCAUCAAAACCAGGUGGUAAUCACAUAUUACUAUCACUUGCAAGGCUAGAUCCCAUGAAAAUUCCAAAUGGAGUAAUAGCUUUGUAUACUUCAUCGAAAAUACCGAAAAAUGCGGUUGCAGGGUAUACAGCGCUCUUUACUACUAACGGUAUACCACGCGGUUUCAAGUUAGACGUAGUUUGUUCGCAUGUUACGAGUAAUAAUGCUUUAUUACGAUCGGCGUCAAUAGAAUUCCUUCGCCGAUAUGAAACGAAGAACGAAGCAUUGACAGAUGUAGCGAAUUCUCUUAUCCAAGCUGUUAUAGAUUACUCAGAUGAACGAGCUUUCCUUCUGCUUUGCAAUGUAGCCAGCAACGAAAAGACAGGAAAAACUCUGACCAUGGCAGGAACAAUUGAGAAGUGGAUGUCUUCUCAACCUAUCAAAGCUCCCUUGUUUUUAAAGUUGUUCAUUCUUUUAAUCGGUCAUUCCGAUUACGCAGAACGGUUUUCACUUCACAAAUUAACCGUACCGUUCAUACAUCACGUCUGCCAUCACGGGGAUACGGAAACUUUGCUUUCUGCCGUCUGGGCAAUGACAAAACUUAAUUUGAACGAGAAUUUGGCAAAAGAAUUCGCAGAAUCAGGAAUAUUAGCAGAUAUAUGUAAGGUUUUUCCACUUCUUGAGGAUCAACAGGCAGUAAUUGACAAGUUCAUUCCUGUUUUCGAGACGUUGUACCAAUACAGCGAAAAUAAUAAAGUUUUAUUCUGCAAUUUGACUUCCAAAUUACUGGAGUUAGUCAAAUCAGGUUGCCAAUCACUCAAAUCUUACAUACAUUUGCUCGCAAUUCUUGCAAAGAAACAAAUUACGCAUUCUACUCUUAUUAACGACAAUGCGAUCGCUAUUUUGAAUCCUUACUGCACUGAGUCGAAUGCAAAAAUCGAUGUCAAGAGUAUAAUGGCAUCUCUUCGCGAGGGAGGUUUGAAUAUCCCUUAA
Molecule: messenger RNA, 1434 nt
Organism: Trichomonas vaginalis G3
Lineage: Eukaryota; Parabasalia; Trichomonadida; Trichomonadidae
Product: protein kinase protein
Exons: 1
Coding region: 1-1434 (477 amino acids)
Source: RefSeq, a predicted model, not a curated record